UGGCGCUGGCGAGCGCGCACGACACUCACGUUCACGUUCACCCGGUUCUCACCUACCUCGUCGCCGUCGACUCGUCAACGUCGUCGACGGCAGUAGUGGCCCGCGCGGGCCUGAUACCUCAACGAAAAAAAAACUAAUGUCACGAUAGCGCCGCGAGUUGGCACGCGGUUGCCCGCGAUACGAGACUCGCCGCGGUCCAGACCUCCACACAGUCCAGACUCGGCCCAACUCGGCUGCGGUGACGAGCGCUGACGAGUAGUGACGAGUUAAGACGAGAGAGAAAGAGAGGGAGAGGGAGGACGCGUCCGCACCCGUGCCCGUCUCGUCUGUACGGUGUGUGCUCAUCUCCAAUGGCCGCCGACGGCGCCGACCCUUAUUUACUAAAGUUUUCAAAAUGGCGGCCCUUCGGAUUCUCGCAUGCGGUAACCUCGUCGCGGUCCCCAAGUCUGUACAGUUGUUGAAUCGCGUCACGACCACGCGAGUCUCUCAGAUUCAACAGAGAUGGAGUAGUUACCAAUCAUCUUCAAAAUAUAAGACACCUGAAGAUUACACAGAUUACGAGAUUAGCAAAAAUGAAAACGAAUGGAAAUAUGUAGAGCGUUUACUUCCAUACAAAAUAAUACCUAAACCAUCAACUACUGAGAAUAAAUUCCCAUCUGGCUAUAAACCAGCAUCUGCUUCGCCUAAGGAUAAUCCCUACUUUAUAGAACGUACCAAAAAUUACAUGCAGCCUGUGUACUUGUAUAGAAAUCCCAGAGGAUGUAAAAGAGUUACAGAAAUUACAAAAAUUCAAGGAAAUAUAUGGGCUUUAGAACAAGACAUACAGCAAUAUGUACAACAAAACAUGGGACAUAGACUUGCUAGCCAGAUAAACGAAUUUGCAGGUUUACUUAAAUUUAAAGGUGACUAUGUUAAUUGUAUUAAAAAAUGGAUGGAUACGAAAGGUUUUUAAAAAUAACUGGUUUCU
Trachymyrmex cornetzi is the source of this 967-nucleotide messenger RNA. RefSeq names its product mitochondrial ribosomal protein L49 (gene mRpL49). Gene Ontology annotation, molecular function: structural constituent of ribosome. Gene Ontology annotation, biological process: translation. NCBI's taxonomy places the organism in Eukaryota, Metazoa, Arthropoda, Insecta, Hymenoptera, Formicidae. The record is from RefSeq and is a predicted model, not a curated record. Gene Ontology annotation, cellular component: ribosome; mitochondrial large ribosomal subunit. The transcript has 3 exons. The coding region runs from base 395 to 952 and encodes 185 amino acids.